AUGCUUUCACUCGUUUUACUUGGCGCCGUAGCGCAGACUGUCUUGGCCAGCCCUCUCAACACUACCGCCAGCUUCCAGCAGCAAUGCCUUUCCUUCGCCAACUCAACCACCAUCCCUGGUGCCGCGUCCUACGCGACUGAGUUCGUCCCCGCAGGUACCACGCUGCAGUUCCCCGGCGCAGACUCCAGCUGCGGCCGUACCUCUCAAGCCGUAACAGCCGAUCUCUGCCGUGUCACCGCCCAGAUCGCUACUUCGGCCCGUUCCGGGCUCAAGUUCGAAGCUUGGCUUCCGCAGAACUGGACCGGGCGCUUUCUCAGCACCGGCAACGGCGGUCUCGGUGGCUGUAUCCAAUACGAAGACCUCGACUACGCCAGCUCCCUCGGCUUCGCCACCGUCGCGACUAACAACGGCCACGAUGGCAUGAGCGGUGCCUCUUUCCUGAACAACCCCGACGUUAUCGAGGAUUUCGCGUACCGCGCUCUUCAUACGGGAGUCGUGGUCGGCAAGGACGUGAGCAAGUCGUUCUACGGUAAGGCUCACACCAAGAGCUACUAUCUCGGCUGUUCCACCGGCGGCCGCCAGGGUUUCAAGGAGGUGCAGUCUUUCCCCGAAGAUUUCGAUGGCGUUGUCGCUGGCGCGCCCGCGUUCUCGUUUAACAAUUUGACUUCAUGGAGUUGCCACUUCCUUCCCCUGACCGGCCUCGAGGGCUCUGACACCUUCAUUCCCAUGUCGAUGUGGCCUACCAUUCACGAAGACAUCAUGAAGCAGUGCGACGAGCUCGAUGGAGCGGCUGACGGUAUCAUCGAGGCUCCUGAUCUGUGCGACUACAAGCCGGACGGCUUGCUCUGCGGCAGCGCGAAUGCCACCAGCUGCUUGACCCAGAAGCAAAUCGAAACGCUGAAGGGCAUCUACUCACCACUUCUCGAUGCGUCCGGCAGCCUGAUCUACCCUCGUAUGCAGCCCGGCGCCGAGAUCACGGGCGCCCCGCAGACUUACUUCAACGGCCAACCCUUCGGUGCUGCGGACUGGUUCAAGUACGCCAUUUUCAACGACUCCAACUGGGAUCCUCUCACCGUCAAGUCCGAGGACUACGUCCUGUCCUCGUCUCUGAACCUGUUCAACAUCGAAACAUUCGACGGCGAUCUCUCUCCUUUCCAGAACCGCGGCGGCAAGGUUCUGCACUACCACGGCCUCGUCGACGGCACGAUUUCGAGCGAUAACUCCCCGAGAUACUACGAGCACGUGUCCAAGACCAUGGGCCUCGAGCCAGCGGCACUUGAUGAGUUCUACCGCUUCUUCCGUAUUUCCGGCAUGGCUCACUGCGGAGGAGGUCCCGGCGCGACCUUCAUCGGUAACCAGGCUCAGAGCGUCGCCAGUCUGAACCCCGAUGAGAAUGUCCUGAUGGCGAUCGUCCGUUGGGUUGAAGAGGGCGUAGCUCCCGACACUAUUCUGGGCACUGCUUACAUCAACGGAACCAAGAGCGCAGGAGUUGACUUCAAGCGCAAGCACUGCCGUUGGCCGCGCCGUAAUGCCUUCCAAGGUGGAGAUUACAAGGACGAGAACGCCUGGGCUUGUGUGGAGUAG
Messenger RNA from Colletotrichum karsti, 1584 nucleotides. Its product is annotated as tannase and feruloyl esterase. The record is from RefSeq and is a predicted model, not a curated record. The transcript has a single exon. Lineage: Eukaryota; Fungi; Ascomycota; Sordariomycetes; Glomerellales; Glomerellaceae. Bases 1 to 1584 code for a protein of 527 amino acids.